Molecule: messenger RNA, 1476 nt
Organism: Thyridium curvatum
Lineage: Eukaryota; Fungi; Ascomycota; Sordariomycetes; Thyridiales; Thyridiaceae
Exons: 1
Coding region: 1-1476 (491 amino acids)
Biological process (GO): lipid metabolic process
Molecular function (GO): phosphoric diester hydrolase activity
Source: RefSeq, a predicted model, not a curated record
AUGGCCUCCCUCACGAUCCGCAACCUGACCAUCACCCCGCUCGAGCUCAAGCAUGUCGAGCGCUUCGAGGGCGAGGCCCAGCCCAUGCCCUCGGGCGGCGCGGGAGAGGUCAUAGCCAACGUCACGGCCAACGUCACGGGCGCCAUCACCAGCCUCUUCAACAAGACGGCCGAGCAGACCCCGGCGGCCCCCGCGGCCCCGGAGCCCGUCAAGUUCUGGGGCGUCAAGCGGCGCGAGGGCGCCGGCCCGCACGACCAGCAGGACGUCUCGGUGAGCCUCGCGCCCUUCGAGACCAAGACGACCGACAUCCGCGCCGCCGACCCCAACCGCGAGGUCAUGCACCUCGUCUUCGAGCAGCCCGGCGGCCCGGGCCGGUACGCCGUCGACUGCCCGGCGCCGAGCCCGCAGAGCGUCGUCAUGGAGCGCCUCGACGGCGCCGACAAGGAGUUCACGGCCGUCUACAUCGCCUCGGCCGCCACGCUCGCCAUCUUCAGCAGCGCCCAGCUCCCGCGCUGGAUGGGCGCCCUCGCCGACGGCUACCCGCUGACGGCCCUGUCCAUCCCGGGCACCCACAACAGCCCGACCUGCCACACGGCCCUGCCCUCGGUGCGCUGCCAGGCCGUCGGCGUGCGCGAGCAGCUCGACAACGGCGUGCGCUUCAUGGACAUCCGCGUCUCGGCCAGCCCCGACAGCGACGACCUGACCCUCGUCCACUCGGCCUUCCCCAUCAGCCUCACGGGCAACAAGUACCUCGCCGACCUGCUGCGCGACUGCUACGAGUUCCUCGACGCCAACCCCUCCGAGGUCCUGCUCAUGAGCCUCAAGCGCGAGGGCACCGGCAAGGGCUCCGACGCCGACCUGAGCCGCUACCUGCGCGACCGCUACCUCGGCGGCGACGACGCCCGCCGCUGGUACACGGACCCCAGCAUCCCGCGCCUCGGCGACGUGCGCGGCAGGAUCGUCCUCGUCCGCCGCUUCGGCCUCGACGACUCGAUGCGCGGCGAGCACGACGGCCGCGGCUGGGGCGUCGACGGCUCCUCGUGGCCCGACAACUGCGCCGACGGCACCUGCGGCUCCAACCAGAUCCGCGUCCAGGACUUCUACGAGGUCGACCAGGCCACCAACAUCGAGAAGAAGAUCGAGCUCGCCCGCGCCCACCUCGAGCGCUGCGGCGAGCAGACCUUCAACAUCGCCGGCGGCGACGAGCACCCCAGCCCCUUCUUUGUCAACUUCCUCAGCGCCAGCAACUUCUUCAACGCCAACUGCUGGCCCGACAGGAUCGCCCAAAAGGUCAACCCGGCCGUCAUCGAGUACCUGUGCGUCAGGCACGGCGAUCACGGCAAGGGCCCCGGCCAGCUGAGCGUGGGCGAUGCCUGCACCGGUGUCGUCGUCACUGACUGGGUGGGUUACCGCGGGGACUGGGACCUGAUUCGGUGCAUCGUGGGCUGGAACGCCAGACUACAGCUGAAGCAGUAG